AGAAAAAAGCGUAGUUAGUGUGAAGUCAGAAUGUUUUCUGUGAAAUAAUACAUAAUUGAAUUAAACAAUAAAAAAUUGAAACUACGCUGCAGCAAGCUUACAACUGUGAUAGCAACAAGUAUCUGGAGCAAGCAAAUAGCCUGAAUAAAUCGAAUAAAAGGCGCACACAGACGCACGGACACACAAAUAUACACCCUAUAAAGGGCAAAAACAAUUUUACAAAGUUGAAAUAAUUAAUUGGGCUACAUAAUGCCACCAAAGGAACGCAAUAUAGCCAUGAUGGGCUACCGCUCAGUCGGCAAAUCUUCGCUCAGUAUACAGUUUGUUGAAGGCCAAUUUGUGGACUCUUACGAUCCAACAAUCGAAAAUACAUUCACCAAGGUUACACGCGUCAACUCGCAGGAUUAUGGCGUUAAGCUGGUCGAUACGGCGGGACAGGAUGAAUAUAGCAUAUUUCCGGUGCAAUAUAGCAUGGACUUUCAUGGAUACGUUUUGGUCUAUUCCAUAACCAGUCAAAAAUCCUUUGAAGUCAUUAAAAUUAUAUACGAAAAACUGUUAGAUGUGAUGGGCAAGAAAUAUGUACCUGUAGUCUUAGUAGGAAACAAGACGGAUUUGCAUCAGGAACGCACGGUUUCCACGGAGGAGGGCAAGAAACUGGCUGAAUGCUGGCGGGCAGCAUUUCUCGAAACAUCCGCCAAACAAAAUGAGUCUGUCGGUGAUAUAUUUCAUCAGUUACUUAUGCUAAUCGAAAACGAGAAUGGUAAUCCCCCCGAGAAGAGCAGCUGUAUUUUAUCAUAAGUACUUGGCAACCGGCAGCCAGCAGCCAGCGUUAACCAUUUUGAAGCUAUGGCUCGUACAAUGGCAAUACGAAAUUGUUUCAAUAUCUAUUGUUAUAAAAGCACCUUGGUCCGCAAGAAGAGAAAAAUUUACAAACUAAUAGUUUUAAGUAAUAACAGGAAAAGAAAAAGAAAACAUAAACUUUAAUCAUCAAAUAUUUAGGGAUCCCUAAUGUUGCCUAGCAGCGUUCGUGGUGACUGUUUAGCAACAAAGCAGGUUUAAGUUAGUAAACUUUUUCACAAUAACAAUUCAGUUACAAAGUUCAUAUGCAAAAUAAAAUAUGCGACUUAUA
Drosophila novamexicana is the source of this 1129-nucleotide messenger RNA. RefSeq names its product GTP-binding protein Rheb homolog (gene Rheb). Gene Ontology annotation, cellular component: plasma membrane. Bases 250 to 798 code for a protein of 182 amino acids. Gene Ontology annotation, biological process: small GTPase-mediated signal transduction. The transcript is spliced from 5 exons. NCBI's taxonomy places the organism in Eukaryota, Metazoa, Arthropoda, Insecta, Diptera, Drosophilidae. Gene Ontology annotation, molecular function: GDP binding; GTPase activity; GTP binding. The record is from RefSeq and is a predicted model, not a curated record.